This is a messenger RNA of Nematocida homosporus, 2844 nucleotides long. RefSeq lists its product as uncharacterized. The transcript has a single exon. The record is from RefSeq and is a predicted model, not a curated record. The coding region runs from base 1 to 2844 and encodes 947 amino acids. Lineage: Eukaryota; Fungi; Microsporidia.
AUGUUCCAGAUGAGUCUCAGAUUGCCUAUAUAUUUUAUUUAUUUACUAACACAUAUGAAUCCGAGUAAUACCGAUCAGGAAGCCUUUGAAGCAAUGCUAAAGAAUUUAGUUCCGUAUGAAGAAGAUAGUUCAAAAGUUAAAUCCAAAGAUUCUGAAGAAGAAAUGGAAGUCUUUGAUAUGAGUAUGGUAGAAGGCGAUCUUAAUUAUGAUGAAAUGGAUUGGCCUACGUCAUUUUCUUCUCCGAAUAUUGAGCUUAAUUCAAAUUCAAAAUCACAAUCAAAAAUUCAAUCUUUAUCGCAAGAAAAAGCCACCACACCAGCUCAAAUUUCACCAGGAAGAACACCAGAGGAAUCAGAAGCCGGAUGGAGUCUUGAUGAUUUUCUACCCCAAGAUUCAGGACAUGAUAAUUGGUUGUCUCCCAAUAGUAUAGCUAGUAGUAGUAUAGCUAGUAGUGAUAAUCAACCGGUAUCUCAUCAAGAUAAGGUACUAUCUCCUAGUAGUAAUCAUCAUAAUAUCUCAUUAGAUAGUGCCAAUUCAGUACUUAAGAAUGAGAUAGCCAAUAAUGAAGUAGAACAAGUUUCAUUAUUAGAGAAGACUAGUAGUUCUAGUGAGUCUAAUAAGGAUAGUUCUAGUAACUAUUUAGAUGAGGUAUAUACUGAUGAAAAGUCAGCUAAUCACGACUGGUCGGCAUAUGAAGAGUAUACGGGAGGCGAGCAAGAUGACUGGUAUGAAUCACUAAAAGAAGAUCCAGAAUGGUCAGAUAGUGCAUCAAAAGAUACAUCAUUUAGUAGUUCAGGUCAAAAUCAUGAAAUGCAUCAUGAAAUGCACCAUGAAGAUAAGGUCAAUCAAGAUAUUGAUAAGCAAUUAGCAGUAGGCAAGGCUAGUGAAAGUGAUAAAGAAAGUGAUAAGGAGAGUGAAUCACAACUAACACAACUAACACAAUCAAUUCAACCAACUCAAUCUGAAGUACUAUCACAACUAGCUGAGUUACACCCAUCACAACCUAACUCACCUAAACCCAACUCAUCUCAACCCAACUCAUCUCAACCUAAUCUAACUCAACCUACCCUAACUCAAUCUGAAGUACUACUAGGUGGUUAUGAAAGUACUCAGCCGGCAGCUGAUACGUGCUUAGCAAUGGAAGAUUUAGGAGAGUCGGCCUCGGGUGUAACUACUAAUGACUUAGAAGAAGCACCAGAUGAUAUGUUUAGUGAUUGUCCGCCUAUUGACUUUAAAGCAUACUUAUCUACACCUACUUCAGAAGAACCUACUAGUGAACAACUUAGUGAAUCUAAUCUACCUAACUCAAUGCAAUCUAGUGAACCAGAAGAAGAAAGAUCUUAUCGUUCUAGAUCAAACUUUGGUAUCUCUUUACCCUCCCCAGAAAUGACUGAGCGUAUUCCUUUACAAACUGUAGCUGGUUCUUCUGCUUCUGAUAUUAUCCUUCCUAAUUCUACCUUCUUAAAUACUUAUGACUACUCCGAGUCAGAAUCUACCAUCACUCUACCCCCGGCUACUCCUCCUACUCUACCACCCACUCCUCCCUCACAACCACUACCAUCACAACCACUACCUACACCAUCUACAUCUACAUCUACUCAGCCUAAACAUGAUAGUGAACUUCCCCAUCCUCGACCAAGAAUUGCCAUCACAUUUGCUAAUCAUGGUAUUUGCUAUGCCCAUAAUGUAGAGAGUAGGACUAAACCGGGAGUACUUGUGCAUGUAGGACAGUUUUAUAAAGAACUGGCUAUCUGUGGAGAUGAACUAGCUGAUUAUCGCAAGAAGAGUCCAAAUGAACUUGAUCGUGUCUUAUCUAAAUUAGUUGGCGAUGAAUAUACAGCUUAUCUAGGAUAUAUCUCUAGUAAGAAUCCUGAAAUUCUCUCUACUCAACUAUUAGCUCGGAAAGCACCAGGCCAGCUAAAAGAAAGCACAAGAUCAACUAUGGUUAACAAAGCCCUAUUUAGUAACAACUGGGCUGAGGCCUUAUUUGUAGCUGAAACAUGUGGAGUGAAGGAAGAAGUCUUUAAAUUGUAUGCUAAGGCAUCAACUAGUUCUUUUUCUCACUAUCUUUACUUGUUGUUACAAUUUGGUUAUGAUAUGGUGGUUAGUAAGAUUUUUGAUUCCUUAUCUGAAGAAGAGAUUUGUGAUGUUGUUUUAGAUUGGGCUUUUAUUCUUAAAGGAGCUGUACUUGGUCGUUGUGCUAAGAGUAUUAUCAGAUUGUGUCACUUUUUCUUUGAUCAGAAUAUGGUUGAAGAAGCAACUACUGUUCUUUUUAUUGGUCGUUCGGCUAUGGAGUUAGACAUAGGUUCUAUUACUAGUUCUUAUUAUGGGCACAGACUUACUAAUCUGCUUUUGCUUUAUAAGAAGUACUUUAAUGACCAAAUUGAUCUUAAAGAUCAGAUAGGAAGGACUUUAGUUGAAAUUAGUGAUGUUGAUUUGAAAAGAGCACAAUCUCUUUAUAAUGACUUGAAAGAUAACUUUGAUCGCCAAGAGAAAAGUCAGUUAGAGACACAAUUACUUAUCAAGCCGUCUAGUUGGGGACUUUCUGGACUAAUUCAAGCAGUUGAUCUGGGUAUAACUAAGAUGGUAGGUGGUUCAACUGAACCUGCUUCACCUCAACUAGCACAACCAGCUCAAUCUACUAUUCCUCUACCCACUCCCCAACCUACUUUAUCUUCUUCACCUCCACCAGCCCAACCUACUCAACCUACUCAACCUACUCAACCUNUUCUUCACCUCCAUCUACCCCUCCUUCAACUACGGCAGUUCCUUUACCUAUGCCAUCACGACUACCGCCACGACGUAUCAUCAAGACAACACCACCAAGAGAUCUCUCUAAAUUAG